Toxotes jaculatrix (banded archerfish) is the source of this 2175-nucleotide messenger RNA. RefSeq names its product ribonuclease inhibitor-like. NCBI's taxonomy places the organism in Eukaryota, Metazoa, Chordata, Actinopteri, Toxotidae. Gene Ontology annotation, molecular function: protein binding. The transcript has 8 exons. The record is from RefSeq and is a predicted model, not a curated record. The annotation marks the transcript as partial.
AUCUCCCACAUCAAGUCUUCACGAAGCCUCCACAUCAUGUGCCACAUCCCAGUCUUCUGCUGGAUCACUGCUACAGUUCUGGAGGAUGUGUUGAAAACCAGAGGGGGAGGAGGGCUGCCCAAGACCCUGACUGAGAUGUACAUCCACUUCCUGGUGGUUCAGUCCAAACUGAAGAAUGUUAAGUAUGAUGGAGGAGCUGAGACAGAUCCACACUGGAGUCCAGAGACCAGGAAGAUGAUUGAGUCUCUGGGAAAACUGGCUUUUGAGCAGCUGCAGAAAGGAAACCUGAUCUUCUAUGAAUCAGACCUGACAGAGUGUGGCAUCGAUAUCAGAGCAGCCUCAGUGUACUCAGGAGUGUUCACACAGGUCUUUAAAGAGGAGAGAGGACUGUACCAGGACAAGGUGUUCUGCUUCGUCCAUCUGAGUCUUCAGGAGUUUCUGGCUGCUCUUCAUGUCCAUCUGACCUUCAUCAACUCUGGAGUCAAUCUGCUGUCAGAAGAACAAUCAACAUCCCUGUGGUCUAAACUGUUCAGAGACAAACCUGAUCCAACACAGCUCUACCAGAGGGCUGUGGACAAGGCCUUACAGAGUCCAAAUGGACACCUGGACUUGUUCCUCCGCUUCCUCCUGGGUCUUUCACUGCAGACCAAUCAGACUCUCCUACGAGGUCUGCUGACACAGACAGGAAGUGGCUCACAGACCAAUCAGCAAACAGUCCAGUACAUCAAGAAGAAGAUUGAAGAGACUCCCUCUGCAGAGCAAAGCAUCAACCUGUUCCACUGUCUGAAUGAACUGAAUGAUCGUUCUCUAGUGGAGCAGAUCCAACAGUUCCUGAGUUCAGGACGUCUCUUCAGAGGUAAACUCUCAGAGAGAAGCUGUGAAGCUCUGUCCUCAGUUCUCAGCUCCCAGUCCUCUAGUCUGAGACACCUGGACCUGAGUAACAAUGACCUGCAGGAUUCAGGAGUGAAGCUGCUGUGUGGUUUUCUGGACAGUCCACACUGGAGACUGGAGACUCUGAGAUUGAGUUCCUGCAGUUUGUCAGAGAUCAGCUGUGCUUCUCUGGCCUCAGCUCUGAAGUCCAACCCCUCCCAUCUGAGACACCUGGACCUGAGUGACAACAAGCUGCAGGAUUCAGGAGUGAAGCUGCUGUGUGGUUUUCUGGAGAGUCCACACUGUAGACUGGAGACUCUGAGAUUGAGUUCCUGCAGUUUGUCAGAGAUCAGCUGUGCUUCUCUGGCCUCAGCUCUGAAGUCCAACCCCUCCCAUCUGAGACACCUGGAGCUGAGUGACAACAAGCUGCAGGAUUCAGGAGUGAAGCUGCUGUGUGGUUCUCUGGAGAGUCCACACUGUAGACUGGAGACUCUGAGACUGAGCAGCUGUAACCUCUCAGAGAGAAGCUGUGAAGCUCUGUCCUCAGUUCUCAGCUCCCAGUCCUCUAGUCUGAGACACCUGGACCUGAGUGACAAUGACCUGCAGGAUUCAGGAGUGAAGCUUCUGUCUGCUGGACUGAAGAGUCCACACUGUACCCUGGAGACUCUCAGGCUGUCAGAAUGUCUGAUCACAGAGGAAGGCUGUGCUUCUCUGGCCUCAGCUCUGAGCUCCAACCCCUCCCAUCUGAGAGAGCUGGACCUGAGCUACAAUCAUCCAGGAGACUCAGGAGUGAAGCUGCUGUCUGCUGGACUGAAGGAUAUCGACACAAACACAGUAAACAGAAAGAUCAAACUGUCUGACAACAACAGGAAGGUGACACAUGUAGAGGAGGAUCAGUCAUAUCCUGAUCAUCCAGACAGAUUUGACCAGUGUCCUCAGCUGCUGUGUAGUAAUGGUCUGACUGGUCGCUGUUACUGGGAGGUCGAGUGGAGAGGAAGGGUUGAUAUAUCAGUGAGUUACAGAGGAAUCAGAAGGAAAGGAGACAGAGAAAACUGUUUUUUCGGAAGGAACGAUCAGUCCUGGAGACUGUACUGCUUUCAUGGUCAUUAUUUUGUUUGGCACAAUAACAGAAAGACACCUGUCUCCUACUCCUCCUCUUCAUCAUCUUCCUCUGUCUCUGACAGAGUAGCAGUGUAUGUGGACUGUCCUGCUGGCUCUCUGUCCUUCUAUAGAGUCUCCUCUGACUCACUGAUCCAUCUCUACACCUUCAACACCACAUUCACUGAACCUCUGUAUCCUGGGUGA